This is a messenger RNA of Caenorhabditis auriculariae, 450 nucleotides long. NCBI's taxonomy places the organism in Eukaryota, Metazoa, Nematoda, Chromadorea, Rhabditida, Rhabditidae. The record is from the annotation of a GenBank genome assembly.
AUGGAACUCCAAGGCCGGGCCGGGGAGUUUCUUCAGGUCAGCAUGCAUCUUGAUAACUUUUGCACCUCGAUUUACAGAAGAUCCAAACAAACAUUACGCAGAAUGGAAACGGCACUGCGAAAGAAGAUCAGAUACCUUUCCCAAUUCUGGCCAUUUUGCACAUUUUACUCGCUUUAGGUAAGUUUACAGAACUUGAUGGGAAAUUUUCUAAAGUUCGAAAAACUGAAAUUCAGAAAAGAAGGACCUCUUUUGCUCAUCUUAAAAAUAAUACGCUUUCCGAUCAUAAAGUGAAGUUUUUCAGCAACACUCGUUGUUUUCUUCCUUCAAGAUGAGAUGCACGUCGCUGAACUAGAAGGCGGAGCGGACGAACAUUUACAUCAGGAGGACGUCUCCGAAGACGAUGCCUACUUGGACGACCAGGACGAAUUCUUCGAUGACGACGACUGGUAA